UUGUUUGUUCAGAUGCGGUUACUACUGGCUCUAGCCGCAUUCAAUGCGUUGCUCGUUUUGGCAUCAGCUGUGACUUAUGGAAGCUUGGAACCUGUCGUGAGACAUCCUGGAGCAGCGACUUCAAAUAACUCCAUAGUUGAAAAUGGAGGAUAUCACCUGACGCAUCACAAGCCACGCUUCAGUGAUCGAAAUUUUGACUACGACUCACUAGUUGAUGCAGAAACAGAAAAUGCUGAUCGUUUGAAAGAAGAUGACUCUCCACUUCUUCAACAGUCAACAGAAAAAAAGAAUGACGGUGAUUACGAUAAUACUGAGGAAAAUGGAAGCAACUAUGUUGAAAGUAACAAUGAAGAACCUCCUUUAACAACGCGUAGAAAGUGA
This is a messenger RNA of Meloidogyne enterolobii, 381 nucleotides long. The record is from the annotation of a GenBank genome assembly. Lineage: Eukaryota; Metazoa; Nematoda; Chromadorea; Rhabditida; Meloidogynidae.